GCGAGCGGCUGCGUCCUCUCAGGGUUGGCCCGGCUUGUCCCGGGCCUUGGCCUCAGGACAAAGUAUAGACACAUGAACAAAAGACGGAAAUUCCUUUUUGCCUCUGUACUUGCUCUCCAGAAUUCAAGUUUUAUAUAUCCAUCAUGUCAAAGGUGCUUCUCUCGGGUAGUCCUUGACUCCAAAAGGUUUACUUGUCCCAAGUGUGGCUCUACUGGUGAAGCUAAAAGUGCCAGUUACAGAUACAAACUUUGCGUAAAAGUGGCAGAGUCCAACAAAUUAUUUGUCAUUACUGUAUUUGGGAGCUGCUUAGAUACAUUUUUUGGACUUACUGCCAAUGGUUUACACAGGUACCUUGAGGAUUCUAGUAAAAUCCCAGAAACCCUGAACAGUGCUAGAACGCAGAGCUUAUUGACCACUGCAGUAGAAAAUUGUUUUGUUGGACAAAGCUUUGUGUUUGGAGUGACGAAUUUUGGAGAUGUAUGUGGACAUGACUCAGAUUCUAAUAACUAUUUGCAACCGUGCUGUAAGCACAAAGAAGACAGGACACUAGUGGCUUCCCAGAUUGUUCUUCCUGUCCCGCAUGUUGCAGGCUUUACUGUCAUUGACUACUUAAACCAUCUUUUGCACAGUUUCAAUUUCAAGAAACAUAACUGUGGCUCUCAGGAACAUAGCAGCCACUCAUUCACUUUAGAUCACUCAGACAGUGAUCUUAGCAGCAUACAGGGCCCUGGGGAAACAUCCUGUUUUCUGGAGUCCUGUAGCAGAGAUGAUUUUUUCAGAUGCUGGCAGCCAUCUCUUGAACUGACUUCUACUGAUUCACAACUAACAGCUAAUGAUGAUGUUCCAACUUCAGAACAAAUCAUGGCCAAUGGUACUCCUAACCAAAACAGACAGCACAUCUUUCCAGAGGUCACUGGUUCUAAGAACUGCCAUGAUCUCCUUCAGAGUUCACGGAGCCUUGUUUCUUCUAUGGACAAGAAUAACACAACAGGAAAGUUGAAUGAAGAAUUUGGUUUACAAGCUAAUCAUCUGAGUCCAGUUUACAGCAGUUGUCAUGAAACUAGACUGUCUGACUCUGAUUUAUUUGCUUCGCAAAUGCAAGAACCCUUUGAGAAUGAUAAUGCAGAAUGCAGUAAAGAAGAAAAAAAUGAUUGUUCCCAAUAUGAUCUCCCAUGUUACCAACACUGUGAAAUAAAUACUGCCACUGUCCUUCAGGACAGAUACGAAUUUUCAUUGUCAUCACUCAAACCUGAAGAAACAGUGAUUGCUUCCCAGAACUGUGACUCCUUGAUUUGGGAUGAUCUGCCAUUCUCUGAAAGCCUGAACAAGUUUCUAGCAGUUGUUGAAAGUGAGAUUGCUAUAAAUGAGACAGGCACUAAGGAUAGAAAACAGGGUAUAGAUGACAUUGAUAAAUUUCACACAAACUACAGCAGGUUAUCAGUGACUCCGUGGAGAAAUGCUAUAGCUUUAAAUACACUACCUUUAGGCUUAAAAUCAUCACAAACAAUGAUGAAUGAAAACUCCAGGAAAGAGACCUUGUUUUCUAACUGUGAGUCUAAUCAAAGUCCUCAAAUUCAAAAAGAAUCAAAACCAGACCUGACAACAGAGGCUGUCAUCAAAGGCAGUAAUAGAAAUGAUACCUCCGAGUAUUUCUUACCAAAUACUUGCUUAUCAGCUCUGUUUACGUCUUCAAAAGGUAUAGAGGUUACCCAAAAGAAGACUACUGGGAUCUUACAGCAAAGGAAUGAAAUCUCACUCAGGCCCAGUACCUCAACAAGUAACUGUUCUUAUCUCAGUAACAAAUGUUUUAAUGGAUGUGGAAAAAAAUUGUAUUCAGGAACAAAAGAAAAAUUGACAAACUUGUAUUCUAAGAAAUAUGGAAAUUUUUCUGAUCGUCACAAAUUAGAAAAUACACAGUAUCGUAGAUUGUCAGAGAGCCAAGAUGACACUUUUACAAUAUGCCGGAAACUCACAUAUCCCUUAGAAAUCCUUUGCAAUAGUCCGAGAAGUACAAAUACAUCGAAAGAAAUAGCUUGCAGGCCUGCCAAUAAUAACUUAACACAGAGUUAUUCCUUUGAUCAGGAAGGUAGCUACAAUGCUUCUGCUGAUCUUUUUGAAGAUAAGAACACUGGAACAGAACUAAUCAAACUGUCACAGGAUGUUUUGUUACGGUUGGAAGCAUCUUGCACAGAAAAUCAUCCUAUAAAUGAGAACUGCAGUCGGCCUUCACAAAAACUACCCUUGCAAAGCAUAUCACCAUCGACAUUUUCAAGAGCGAGGUCUCAGUCAGACUCAGAAUGUGAUUUUGAAGAAAGCCAAGACUUUGUUCCAUGUUCACAGUCAACUCCAGUUGCAGGCUUCCACCAAAGAUUUCAAGGCUUAAGGGGAACUUUCAAAAUGUUGCCUUCCUUAUAUUCAAAUCUUAAUGCUAACUAUAAAGCCACAAAAGUUUCUCCUGAAAAUGGCAAACAUCAAGCUAGCCCAACCUGCCCAAAGAAUGUAAAAACACCUAGCCAGAAAUCCAAAAGUCCCGUUGUAUCUAGUUUAACACAACCAGAGACUUUCAACCACUGCCCUACUGUUGAGUGCCUUGAAAAUGAUGUGGACGAUUGGAUCCCACCUACUACUAAAAAAAUAUUUCUUUCAGAUAUUCUUGGAUUCCAAGUCACAGGUUUAAGAAAAUGCCUUGCUGUCCAUUAUUCCCCUGACCAAAAAGAAUUACCAAGGAAGAAACUGAUAAAAGUCACACAUAAAACCAAAUGUUUAAUUAAGAAGUUAAAGAAUAUAUUUACAGCAACAGUUGAAAAAACAGGUGUCUUAAGAAAAGUCCAUUUUGUGAUGGUUUUUUUAGAAGUAAAAUGUUGCCUUCCAUUUUCAAAAUUGCCGCUUUCAGUAUCUAAAACAAAAAGCAGUUGGUCAUCAAAAUUAAAGUCAUGAAAUUUUAAGUAAAGGCAAAGCUGUUUGGAAAUUUUUAUUUUCACUGACACAGGAAGCAAUCUUCAUAUUUUGAACAUGCAUCUACAGAAAAUUAUAACUAGAGAAUGUACUGAACUGAGUGCUGUUGGAUCUUUCAAGGUUUCACCAUGGC
Molecule: messenger RNA, 3088 nt
Organism: Psammomys obesus (fat sand rat)
Lineage: Eukaryota; Metazoa; Chordata; Mammalia; Rodentia; Muridae
Gene: Ddias
Product: DNA damage induced apoptosis suppressor
Biological process (GO): negative regulation of intrinsic apoptotic signaling pathway in response to DNA damage
Cellular component (GO): cytoplasm; nucleus
Source: RefSeq, a predicted model, not a curated record